Molecule: messenger RNA, 1872 nt
Organism: Canariomyces notabilis
Lineage: Eukaryota; Fungi; Ascomycota; Sordariomycetes; Sordariales; Chaetomiaceae
Exons: 2
Coding region: 288-1832 (514 amino acids)
Source: RefSeq, a predicted model, not a curated record
GUUACAUGGUUCCAGCCAUACUGGAGAGGAUGAAAAUGGCCCAUUUGCAGGGGAAGUCUCCCACAGAAAAUACAAACAUGCCUAACCGGAGAAGGACAAACGACAGGACCGCCAUUCCCCAAGCUCGCUCGAAUGAAUCAGCGAGGAGGCGACAGUCUGGAGAGGAUGCCGGCAGGAGACUCAGAGAGAUGCUACAACAAGAGAAAAGGGCCAAGGAGAGAGAAUCCCGCAGAAUGAGGGAUGAGGUGGGUGAGAGGUGAUCCACUGGCUAAGGUCGGCGAGCUGAUAUGACACAGAUACAGAGACGACAUUUCCAACGCCAGCCACACGUCAUAGGUAGCUGGCCGGGGAGAAAUCCUGCCACUCACCCUUCCGGAGGACCGAACGAAACGCCCCGAGACGCAGAGCAGACAGGAUUGGCUCGACCUUGUGGCCGUGGGGCGGCUAGCCAGACUCACAAAGGGAAUGCAAGGGACAGUCCACGACGUGGCGGCGGAACAGUGAACCAAAAUCGCAACGCGAAUUCAACGGAGAGUCCUCGACGAAACGAUCGUUUGCAGCGGAACCAGAACCGCAAUGGGAAUUCGACAGAGAGCCCUCGACGUGGCGGCCGCGGGACGGUGGGCCAGAUCCGCAAUGAGAUUCCGAGGGGCAGUCCUCGUCAUCGUGACCGGAGGACAGUGAACCAGAAUCGUAAUGGGAAUUCGAGCGAGAGUCCCCGACGAAGCGGCCGUGGGACGGUGGAACAGAUUCGCAACGGGACCUCGGGGGACAUUCCGAAAGACAGAAUGGACACUUCCAAUGCGCAGUCCAAACCGUCGCCGAAGGUAAAGAAGGAGCCUGGUAUCGACCAAACACCGAACGCUGGCGAACCGGUCCGGCCCGUUCCGAAUCAAAGGGCCGAAAACCCGUCGACGGAGCGCCCGGCUGGGGUUAGACAUCCGGGGCCCCAAUCCCACCGGCGAGGCUCAAUCAGCCAAAAUACGUCCGACGAGCGCCGCUCUGGCGGGAGAAUUUCUGCUCUGCCCGAACCAAACCGAUCCCAAACCUUGGCUGCCUCGGGUCAACCAAACCAUGGGCCCGCAAGGGCAGGGUGUGAUAAGUGUGGUAACUGUGGUAACUGUGGCAAACUGGGGUCAUCAGCAGCCGACGAGCUCUGGCGACUGGUGAUGGAUAAGAGCGACUUGUUUACGAGCGAAGUGAAGGGCUUGCGACAGAGUCUGCAGGAUUUAACGACUCGGCUCGGCCAUGCCGUUGACAAACAGGAAAACAUGGAAAAGCAAUUGGCUGAGCAGUCCAGGUGGAGCCAAGAAGCAAAAGAGGAACUCGAAAGGCAAAUAGCCAUCAUUGAGACUCAACAGAACCUGUUAUUGGCAGAGGAACAGCCAUCGUUCGCGAGGAGCACGACGUCUGAGGACGAAGCGGCGAGUGAAGGAGAGGAAGAAGAAGUGGAGGAGGACGAUGACUUCGACAGCGGCCCGGAAUACGAGGAACCAGACGACAGAACGUUUAGACCCGAGGGUCUGUCCGAGAACGGGGACAGUCGAGACGGAGAGCACGAUGAAGGUAGUGAGAGCGAGGAGUAUGAACAGUUCGCCGAAGCCGAGCAGACUCCUUGCGCAACGAGGGCGGGCCGUAAGAGGAGAGCUAAGGCGCAAAACCCAAGCCCGCACCCUUCCAAGAAACGGCCAGCAUGGGUCCGACGCGAAACCGCGGUCCCAAACCCCCACCUAGCAACAAUAGCCCGGGAUCUUGAACGGCGUCGGUCUGGGGUCCGCGGCUGGAUGGGUAGAGGAACAGGUAUCAGAUCGGAUCCGGUGGUGGUGGACUAGGUAGCGGGAGGGAGGUAAAUGGGAUGGCGCGGGUAGGAUG